GCGAGCUAUCACCUGCUAUCACUGGGUUAUCCGGGGUGGUGAGAACGUAGCAAGAGUGGCGUCCACUUUUCGUCAAUACUUCCCUGCCAAAUGCACACUCGCAAUCCCUACGCAACGCCGCCUGAUUUCCUCGUUUUGUCAAAAGGCUGUCCCAGCCUCGAAUCAUCUCUGAUCAGAGUUGGUGAUACAUGGACAAUUGACUUCAAGAAUGAGCAGUCGCAGCGACGUCUGACCGAGGCCAUCCUUCACCGCGACUUCAGGUUGUCGGUGCACCUACCAUUAGACAGACUUUGCCCGCCAGUAUGUUCGGUGGCUGAAGCCAUCCCGCCUUCUUCCGCUGACCGCGCGCAGAAUAAACUACGUGUUGUGGAUCGAAGACAUCAUGAACGCCUGUGGGUUUGCGGAGCAGGCGGUUUGCGGGAUGGAUAUUGGUACCGGCGCGUCUGCUAUAUACCCACUUCUCGCGUGUCGGAUGAAUACGACGUGGUCCUUCGUUGCAACAGGCAAGUCCAUCCUCAGCUUUCCGACAAGCCACUGAUCUACUGGAGCUUUCUUGCAGACGUCGACCCGGUUUCAAUCGCUUCAGCCCUGUCCAACGUCACUCAAAACGAGCUUGGUUCGCGCAUCCAAAUCAUCCCGACCACACCGAAUGCUCGUGUCUACGCAUGGCUGCAUGACAAUCCCGAGGCGUGCGUGAAGUUCACUAUGUGCAACCCGCCUUUCUAUAGCAGCCACGAAGACGUGCUGGCGUCUGCUGUGGCCAAGGAGUUCCAACCUCACGCCGUUUGCACAGGCGCCGACGUCGAAAUGAUCACACCUGGGGGCGAGGUCGCCUUUGUUCGUCGAAUGCUCAGUGAGAGUGUCCAGUUGCAGGAACGAUGCUGCUGGUAUACCUCGAUGCUCGGGAAGAUGUCAUCUUUGGCGGACAUCGUGGCUGCCUUGCGCAGUUUGAAUACGAUCUCGCGGAUCUCGAAUGCCCAGCUGCAGAAUCUGAUGCCUGCAAGAAACGUCCUUCGUCAGCCACUCCAGCAUUCUCCGUCCGCGGACGACCUUUCUGCGAUCUUGAGCGCGAUAGAGGAUAUUGGAGUCGAGCGCGAGCCCGACGACAAUGCGUUUUCGGUGCGCGCUACACGGGUCACUUGGUCGCGGACCGCUCGGCGAAAGAAGAAGCAAAACAUCAUCGUCGAACCGGCGCCAACCAUGACGCCGAUCCUCGUCUGUCGUCUGCGCUUAGUGGGACUCGUUCUAGAAUCGCAGUGGGUCACUGGGAGGAGCAGAUUAGUGUUUGAGGGAUUCACGAGCCAUGUCGGACGGAAAUUGGCCAAGGGAGACCAGUCUGAGGGCGCAUCUUAGGCAUGAUUCGGAUGGAUGUUUCACCUGUGUCAUCGAUGAUAUUUCGUCACCAGGGGCAGAGUCGCCGUCAGUCGCACCAAACAAGAUCUUGACCGUCGCAUCAGCUCCGGGGACCGUGAGGCCAAUGCUAUCGACGUCGAGAUAGCUCUUGUUGUUUCGGUGGUCCUAUCGUACCGAGCGUAAGACAAGAAUUGAAGGUUCAGCUGCGAGGUGGUAAAUGAUCCGGUUGGAUAUAUCGGCUGCGAAGACCUGCCGCUCGGCAGUGUUUGUCAAGACUGCAGUUGUGGGUUUAAGUUUUGUAUCACCGGGUCCGCCAUUUGGUAAGGGAAAGACCCCGUAGGGCUCUUACGAGGAUCAUGCGCGGGAAUGUUUCCGGCGGUCGACCGAUGUUCACGUGCACACUUUCGAAAUAACAACAGCUCUUCUAAGUUCUCCCUGAACCUCCAUCGGACUGCCGGUGUAUAUUUACCUGGAGCAAAGAACCGCUAUGCCUUGCCUGGCAGUCGCUGCCAGGUCGGAACUUUCUGG
Messenger RNA from Mycena citricolor, 1881 nucleotides. The record is from the annotation of a GenBank genome assembly. NCBI's taxonomy places the organism in Eukaryota, Fungi, Basidiomycota, Agaricomycetes, Agaricales, Mycenaceae.